AUGACAACUCAAAAAACUGGCAAUUUUUUCUCACAAAUAUUUUCGGAAAUUCCUGACUUAGAAAAAGAAGAAAAAUCUCGACAGGAAAGUAAUUCUAUAAAACGAGCAAUUCGUCAGUUAUUUAUACCUGACAGCAAAACAACCGAUGAACUUUUUGAUGCCAACUUACAAAUUGCUGCUGGCCCUCAUUUUCAAUCAGUUAAAAUUGAGGAUGUACAUAUUUAUCGUGGAGAAGAAAAAUUAACUAUUAAAUUUCCACAGUCAUUUGAAGAAUGUAAUUUUGAUGUAUCGAUAAUGGAGAAUAUUAAAAAGAAGAAUUACAAAACUCCAACACAAAUCCAAGCAGCUAUGAUUCCUUUGAUUCGGGAUACAGAUUAUGAUAUACUCGGACAUUCACAAACCGGCACUGGGAAAACUGCUGCAUUUUUAUUGCCUAUAAUUGAUGAAAUACAUAAAGGGCAUCAAAGUGGAGAAAUAACUUUUAACAGUGAUUCUCCCUAUGUGAUUGUUCUUGCAACUACUCGUGAAUUGGUUAUGCAAUUAUUUGAGGAUGCACUUGCUUUUGCAUCUGGAACAUCAGUUUCAGUUGCUUAUGCAAUUGGCGAUAUGCCGUCUGGGUAUUCAAUAAGAACCCUCAAAAAAGGAUGUGAUAUAUUUAUUUCUACAAUUGGCAAACUUUGUGAUUAUUUGGCCUAUUCUGUUAAACCAAAACACCGAACAAUCAUGUUAAGUGCCACUUUUGAUGUUGAAACUCUUAAUGAUAUUAAAAAUGAAUUUAUGGCAGAAAAUCAUUGCUGGGUCCGUGCUGGUGCGGUUAAUCAAGUUGUCAACACAAUUACGCAAAAAAUAUUGAAAGUUGCUCAUUUUCAAAAAAGACAGACACUUUUGAAAAUUCUUUUGGAAAAGUCAACAACUUUAAAUCAGCCAUUUGAAGAAACAAUUUAUAAAACUGAGAAAACAGUCAUUUUCAUUCAUGGACGUCGUGAAUGUGACCGCCUGUCAAUUGUUUUAGCAUGUGAAGGAUUUAGAGUAAUUCCAGUAAAUACGCAUAGAACAUUGAAACAAAGAACUGAAGCAGUGGAAAAAUUUAAGAAAGGAGAAUACGAUAUUCUUGUUUCAAAUGACCUUUUAGCACGAGGAAUGAAUUUUCCGAAUGUUGAUCAUGUUAUAAAUUAUGAUUUGCCUACACCAGAGAAUCUUGUUCAAUAUAUUCAUGCUGUUGGAAGAACAGGCCGAGCGGGAAAUGCUGGACUUGCAACUUCCUUUUUUGAUCCGUUUGGGCCAGAUUCUCUUUUAGCGAAAAGUCUUAUUGUAAUUUUAGAGCAGUCAAUGCAAGUUGUUCCUGAAUUUCUUCGAGAUAUUGUUAGGCACCAACAAAGAAUUGCUGAACAGUGCGAGCAGUAUCAACAUUCUGAUACUUACGAGGAAAUUGGUUUGGAAUGUGAGCCAACAACUAGUAAAGAAUGUUUAAAUUUAAAUUAUAAUGAUACUUGGUAA
Meloidogyne enterolobii is the source of this 1497-nucleotide messenger RNA. The record is from the annotation of a GenBank genome assembly. Lineage: Eukaryota; Metazoa; Nematoda; Chromadorea; Rhabditida; Meloidogynidae.